Molecule: messenger RNA, 760 nt
Organism: Tribolium madens (black flour beetle)
Lineage: Eukaryota; Metazoa; Arthropoda; Insecta; Coleoptera; Tenebrionidae
Gene: mRpL12
Product: 54S ribosomal protein L12, mitochondrial
Exons: 2
Coding region: 180-722 (180 amino acids)
Biological process (GO): mitochondrial transcription; translation
Cellular component (GO): mitochondrial large ribosomal subunit; ribosome
Molecular function (GO): structural constituent of ribosome
Source: RefSeq, a predicted model, not a curated record
AUUGAACUACUAACACUUUAUUUGAAACUGGUGAAUGCGUACACUAAAAGUUAUUACGAUUUUAUUUUUUAUGAGAGUUUCUGGAGUUUUUGCUAUUAGCGGAUUUCGUUACUUAUCGACAUUUGACACAUGACAUAACCUGUUUUCCGCCACAAUUAUCACAUUUAAUCACUAGAAACAUGAAUUCGGCUCGAAUUACCCUCCGUGUGCCCCUCCGAGCGUGGCGCAGCUUCUCCCGCUGUUCGGUGUUACACUCAGCCGAGCCGCAGGCAGCCCCCGCCGAAAAAGUCACAAUUCCGCCCCCCAGCAACGUCGAGAAGCCCAUCAGCCCCAAAAUCGAGAAACUCGUGACCGAAAUUUCACAGUUAAACUUAUUAGAAGUGUCGGAAUUGAGUGGGGCUUUGAAGACACGUCUAAAUCUCCCGGAUGCGCCGGUCAUGCCAGUUGGAGGCUUCGCAGCGGCGGCCCCCGCUGAAGACGACGACGAGGCCCCCAAACAGGUCAAAUCCGUGUUUAAUGUGAAAUUAAUGAAAUUUGAUGAGAAACAAAAAGUCGCGCUUAUUAAGGAGGUCAAGGGGCUGAUGGAAGGGAUGAAUUUAGUACAAGCGAAGAAGUUCGUUGAGGGGGCCCCCGCGUUGCUCAAGGGGGACGUCAGCAAGGAAGAGGCUGAGAAAUUGAAAGCGGCGAUUGAGAAAGUUGGGGGGGUUGUAGAAAUCGAUUAGUUUUUUUUUUUUUUAAAAUAAAGAUUAGUUAAGAUAAA